Molecule: messenger RNA, 582 nt
Organism: Fomitopsis serialis
Lineage: Eukaryota; Fungi; Basidiomycota; Agaricomycetes; Polyporales; Fomitopsidaceae
Exons: 2
Coding region: 1-582 (193 amino acids)
Source: RefSeq, a predicted model, not a curated record
AUGGAGCACUUCAAGAAGCUCUGCCAUGUUAUACGCCUCCACUACAUGUUGAUCCUUGCCUGUGGUGCCAUUGUCAACAAGAAUGAGUCUCUCGAGGCACUCAGGGAACAGCUGUUACUGUACAAGGUCCCCUUCAUGUUGGGGUUCAUGACUGCCACUCUGAAUGUGCACCUCUGCUCUGAUUUUGUCGGUCACUUUGCAACCCGCGUCAUCAUUGAGCUAGCUGUCCCAAACAUUGUCAUGUUCCGCUAUGAAAGCUUGAUGAGCGAUAGACGUGUGGAUGUCGAGAAGUACGUCUGGCACCAUCCCAAACUUGCACCUGCUGGCCAUCCACUCCUGUACCAGUGCCCUAUCUGCAAAGCUCUGUGCUAUUUGGAGAGCAGGACGGGCCAUAACAAGAGACAUCUUGCAGGCUACCAGUGCAUCAACAAGAUGUGCACCUAUCGGUGCCUCUGGGAGGUCUCAUAUGACCCAACGAAGCUGGAUAAGGAGCAUGGGAAGUGGUUCCGGGAAUUGCAUGAAGGUGAAGAGGUGGCUGAUGAUGAGGAUGAGGAUGAGGAGGAUGUGUACUACCAAUUGUAG